CUGCUGGAUCAGUCUGUAACGAGCAUUUUGAGGUGACAGUGUGACGCGGCCAUUUGCCAUAUUCGAAAAUAUAUUUACUAUGACAGAAACUGAGCAUUAUCAUGAGGCAGCUAAAGCCCUCAACACAGAGAAGGGAGAAGAGGAAGAUGACGUUAUGGAGCGCAUCAUCGUCCACAUAGGCGACAUGGGUACAUACCAGCGCUGGCUAGUGGCGGCCAUGCUGCCGUUCGCAGUCGCCAUGGCGUUCAGCUACAGCGUCCAGAUGUUCAUAGCUGCCACGCCGCAACAACACUGGUGCAAGGUUCCCGAGCUCCAGGUCCUUAGCGUAGAGUUGAGACGCAAUCUCUCCGUCCCAUUCACAGAUGAGCCACCAGGAUGGGACCGCUGCAUGAUGUACGACACCAACUACACCCAAGUACUGUCCACUCUCACUCGACCACCCACUGGCACUCCAGUCGUGCCCUGCAGAUAUGGCUGGGAGUUUCUCUUCGACGACAUACCUUACUCGACUGUUAUCAAUGAGCGCGAGUGGGUAUGCGACAGGGCUGCGUACGCGCCGUUCGCGCAGUCGGUAUACUUCGUGGGCUCACUGUUUGGCGUGGCUUUCUUCGGCUUUCUCGGCGACAAGUAUGGCAGGCUACCGGCUUUUAUCGGAGCGAAUAUAAUCGGGUUCAUAGGCAGCAUAUCAACGAUCUUCACAGUGGGAGCGUGGGACUUCGCCCUGUCUCGCUUCGUCACAGGCGUCUCCAACGACGCCGGGUACACCAUGAUAUACAUUAUAAUUUUGGAGUUUAUCGGUGCCCGCCACCGCACUUGGGUCUCCAACGCAGUGCUCGGAAUAGGAUGCACUGUGGCCCAAGUCCUGUUGCCGUGGAUGGCCAUCAAGAUGGCCGACUGGAGGACUCUGACCGUCGUGACGUCUAUCCCCUUCGUAUUGGCCUUGGCCACCCCUUGGAUUGUCCCGGAGAGCGUGAGAUGGCUUUCUUCGAGUGGCCAAGUCAAAAGAGCUCUUAAGAUCUUAAGAAGAUUUGAAAGAAUCAAUAAUACGAAAAUACCUCAAGACGUCAUAGACGAAUUUGUCGCAACGUCAAACAAAAAACGCGAAUCAAACGAGUCCCUCACCGCACUAUUCCAAAGUCCUAGACUGAGGAACUGCCUGUUCGUCCUUAUUCUGGUGAGCAUCAUCGCCAGUAUCGGUAUCGACGCAAUAAUCCGUUUGUCAGAGAAUAUUGGCUCCAGUUUAUUCGUCACGUUUGCCGCGUCGUCUGCCGCUGAGUUGCCAGCUUUGGCUCUGGUUACUGUUACUUUAGACAGGUUCGGUAGACGCGCUGUGAUCGCAGCUACGUUGCUUUUAACCAGCGUAUUUUCAUUCAUGUGUGCAGCAAUUCCAAGAGGUAUAUUCCAAGCGAUAGUAGCCGUGACUCUGCGGUUCUUCGUGAACAUGUCGUUCAGCGCGCUGCUGCAGCUCGGCCCCGAGACCCUGCCCACCCCGGUGCGCUCCAGCGGCAACUCGCUCAUACACCUCACUGUCUUCCUGGGAACUGUCGUGUCGCCGUACGUCGUUUAUUCGGGUACGAUAUGGGUUCCCCUGCCGCUGAUAACAAUUGGCGUCAUCAGUAUAGUAGGGACGUUGGCGUCGCUGCUGCUGCCGGAGACCAAAGGUCAGCCGAUGCCGCAGACGCUGGCUGACGGGGAGCGGCUGGUGGCCCAGAAUAUGCUGUGCGGACGAUUUGAAAUUGACGAAGAAACAGAAAAACUACCCCCUCUUAAAGAGAAAAGCUGAAGUCUGAUUUUCUAUUAACAAAACAUAACUAUAGUCUCAUUUGUCAAAGAAUAUAUUGCCCAUAAUACUUAAAUGCUAAUUUGGAUUUCCGUGCACGUAUGUAGUAAUAUUUAUUGCAUGCGUGUGUAGUAAUUAUUGUAUGACAUUGUGUGUAAUGCGUACAAAUUUAUUCAUACAAUCUCUGCUGCAUAGCGCUGCAUACGCUUUCAGUGUGCACGGACCUUUAUGCAGAUUAUCUCCAAUUCCGUAAUGGUUUUGUACCUAGAAUAUUUAUUUACAGGAUAUUAAUUAGUGUAUGAAAAAAUCGGUGAUAAACGAAUAAUAAAACUUCAUGAGUAAAAAUAUUUUUUUAUUUAUUAUUUUACUCCGUCUGCUUAUUUCAUAACAUUUCUUGCACUCAAGAUAGGUUUUAACAUUAUUAUUUAUUGAUUAAUUAAUUUUAAAAAAUAUUUGUUAAAUUGAUGUUAAAUAAAAUCC
Plodia interpunctella (Indianmeal moth) is the source of this 2260-nucleotide messenger RNA. Its product is annotated as beta-alanine transporter-like. The coding region runs from base 80 to 1783 and encodes 567 amino acids. The record is from RefSeq and is a predicted model, not a curated record. Gene Ontology annotation, cellular component: membrane. Gene Ontology annotation, molecular function: transmembrane transporter activity. NCBI's taxonomy places the organism in Eukaryota, Metazoa, Arthropoda, Insecta, Lepidoptera, Pyralidae. The transcript has 12 exons. Gene Ontology annotation, biological process: transmembrane transport.